Messenger RNA from Clonostachys rhizophaga, 978 nucleotides. The record is from the annotation of a GenBank genome assembly. Lineage: Eukaryota; Fungi; Ascomycota; Sordariomycetes; Hypocreales; Bionectriaceae.
AUGUCAAAGUUGGAGCACCAUAUCAACGAAUUUGGUCAGCAACAGACAAGGCUCAAACAGCAGAUAACUGAUCUCACGGAACAGAGAUCUAAUCUCGAAAAUGCCAUCGAUCAACUAAAAGAGCAGGAAUCAAAGCUUCUGGAGACCGUCGACAACCUCCGUCAAGGAAUAGAAAUUGACCAGAACGUCAACGAUCACACACAGCAUGUAGAAAGUCUAAAGGUGACCAUCGAACAACUUGAGCAGCAAAAGGCGGAGCUCCAUAAAAUUAUCAAUGAACGCCGACAGGAAAUUUUGGAGCUCAGGGAGAACUUCGACCAUCGUGGACAGAAAAUAAUAGAAUUUGAGCAAUAUAUUGAUGAAUGUGAUCAGAAACAGAUAAAACUCGAACAGGAAAUCAAGCAAGUCAAUCAGAACCAGCUAGGGCUUGAUCAGAAUAUCGUUCACGACAGACAGCUAGUUGCAAAUCUUGAAGAGAAGAUUGAUCAACUUAAACGGCAAGAAAUAGACCUUGAAAAGAGCGUGGAUCAGCGUGGGGGGCAACAGCUCCAGCUUGAGAAGAACAUCGAAAAUCUCAAAGAAGAACUCGAUAUUCUAGAAACAGCACGAAAAGAAUUGUCGCAGAUGACAAUUCAGUUCUUGUUACCAAUCUGGGAACAUCAACAAUCUGAGUUCCUGUAUGGAAACGUUAAGCCUUCGAAACUUGUGGAAAAGGUGGCGGAUGAAUACCUUAAAAGCGGGUUUGCUCUCUUUGAUGGUCAUAACCAGGCACUUUCCCCUCAGAACUGUUUUCAAGCAGCAAUAAAUUCUACCGAAUCGCCGAAUAAAAUCUUCCUUAAACGCCACCGGGAAGCCAAGACGGAUAACAAUGCCUUCCUUAAGCGCCGCCGAGACGCCGAUACGGAAAACGAUGUCAGGACCAAUUUAGACGACGAAGAUUAUACGAAGGCCGAAAACAGGAAGACACCUAGGAGGUGA